Messenger RNA from Cladophialophora bantiana CBS 173.52, 666 nucleotides. RefSeq lists its product as uncharacterized. Gene Ontology annotation, cellular component: mitochondrion. The coding region runs from base 1 to 666 and encodes 221 amino acids. The record is from RefSeq and is a predicted model, not a curated record. Lineage: Eukaryota; Fungi; Ascomycota; Eurotiomycetes; Chaetothyriales; Herpotrichiellaceae. The transcript has a single exon.
AUGUUGCGGCGCGCAGUGGACAGAUCUGUCCACGCACCUAAUCGAAAUCUUCUUAUAAGACGCUGGCUGUCAACCCAUAAAUCAGAACCUCCUUUACCACCACCACCCAGGUCCAAGCCAGACGACCAUGCCGCUGUCAGAAGUCGCUUUGACCGCUUCGUUGAACGCACCCCGCGUUUCCUCCGCCCUACAGUCAUUGGCCUGCGACAAGCUCCUGUGUCACAUGUUGCAGCAUUCAUUGUUCUUCAUGAACUGACUGCGGUUAUACCGUUAUUCGGCCUGGCAGGAGCUUUCCAUUACUGGCAUUGGCUUCCUCCCUACUUUGCUGAAGGAGCUUGGAUCUCUGCGAGUGUUGAGAAGUUUGCACGGUACUUCCGGAAGAAAGGCUGGAUCAGUGAAAAAGAAGAGAUUGAGGUUGAGCAGGAGACGAAGAAGGGCAAUGCGGGACGCCUUGAAAAUCGAAAAGAAACAGCCUCAAAGUGGUUCAAUCGAGGAGAGACCGCCACAAGAUGGGUGGUCGAGUUCGCGACAGCGUAUGCUUUAGUGAAAGCUUUGCUGCCUUUGCGUCUUCUCGUUAGCGUUUGGGGGUCGCCGUGGUUUGCGCGAAUUGCCAUCAUCCCGGUUGGAAAUGCCACAAAAUCACUGUUUCGAAGAACCAAGCCAUGA